GUUUUAGUUCCGGGAAUCUUAUUUUUACGAUUAUUAAGACUUUAAUCUUAAUUUUCCCUGAGAUAUAGUGAAGAUAAUUCUUUAUAUGGAUUAUAUUGAACUUUGCCGUGAUACCAAUUAUGAUUUGUUGAAAGGAGAUAAACCCUAGAUCACAGAUCGGAGAGAUAUAGCAAGAUGAAUUUUCGAAUAAUAUUUUCACUUUCAGCAUCGAAGUUCAACUUCAAUGAUUUCAAGUUUAAAUUCACACUUUUUACCAUAUCGAUGAGUGCCGCCUUUACUCUUGCAAUGGGAGAUAAUAUCUGCACCUACUCUGUGAGUGAACAAACGGUGAUCCCCUAUACUGUUCUAACUGUUAAGACAGUCUCAUAUACGCCAUACUGUAGCGGCUGGGACAGAUUCUGGAAUGUUGGUGGCAAAUGUAACACUAAAUAUAGACAGCAGUAUGGCACUAGAUUACAAGAAAGACAGCAAACUGUAUAUAAAACAAAAAGCAAAUGCUGUCCAGGGUGGCAGGAAGAAGGGGAUGGACAAUGCACCAAAGCAUGUCCUCAUGGGAAAUAUGGUUCUAACUGUACACUUGAGUGUGACUGUAGUGGGAAUUCCUUAUGUCAUCAUGUCACUGGAGUGUGUCAGUGCAAGGCUGGAUGGCAAGAGCCAUACUGUAAUACAACUUGCCCCGAUGGUACAUAUGGGUUUAACUGUAGUGAUGCAUGUAUGUGUGAGAACAAUGCCAGCUGCAAACCUGAGACUGGCCACUGUUCUUGUAUGCCUGGCUGGCUGGGGCAGUUCUGCCAACAACCAUGUGGGACAGGUCACUAUGGUGAAAGCUGUCUAUCUGAAUGUAAAUGUGCCAGAAAUGGGACGGACCAUUGCGAUCCAAUAGAUGGAGCCUGUAUUUGUAAAAGAGGCUGGAACGGGAAGAUUUGCACCAUGAAAGUGGUUGCGCCUCCUGGGGAGGUAGAUGUGAACUACAAACCUGAAGUUGACCCUGGUAAAACUGACCAACAAGUGUCAGAUCCCCCUUUAGUAAGUACUAAGGCCAAGGAGAGAGAUAGUACUAUGGGACUUGCAGUAGUGGUGGUACCCUGUAUUGUCGCUGCUAUACUCAUAAUUGUGGUCAUCAUAGCUGUUGUCAUUGUGAUACGAAGGAGAAAAAAAGCAGACAGGAAACCUCUGACGCCUGUUGAUCACGAAGCAACAUUUGAGUUAACGGAAAGUCUCCAACCAAGGCAGAAUGAGGAGCCUAAUCAACAGAGGGACUCUCAUGUGUCCUGCUCUUCAUCAGUGAAAUCACCUCAUGAAGACUCCAUCAAAAGAGGCCAAAAAUCUAAGGUCUUCAAGAAGAAGUCCAGAACUAGUAAUGACAGUACAUUUGAAAAGCUUUCCCUGGUUAUGAAAAACUCACUUUAUGGUAAAUCUGGUAGGGGGUCCCCAAUAUUGAGUGCAGAGACUCCUCCUAUUACCCCUAAACAACCUUCAAAUGCUAUGAAUGCUCAACUUGAUAGUGUUUCCGAUGUUAAUGGCACUUUGAGUAUUAACUCAAGGGUAACAAAAAGGAUUCCACAAAACAGCGGCAAUUUAUAUGAAGAACCAGAAGAUGUGAAACCACAUGAUAGUGUACACUAUGCAUAUGCUGAUGUGGAGAAUAAAAUCCCAGAAGAACCACAGAAACAAACCAGGGAAAGUUUAUGUCAGUCACACAUUUAUGAUGACAUUGAAGAAGAUGAAAAACGUAAACCUAAACUUGAACCAAUUAUUAAUGAAAAUGAAUACACAGAUAUUGAAGAUAAAUAUGAAAUUCCAAAACCCAGCUUGGUUAGGGAAAACCCCGGGGAAGGUGCAAGAGAGAGUAUAGGCCCCUACAAUCAGGGACAGUAUGAGUAUGUUGGGGCCUCACCUCCUGUGUCCCCAAGGUCACCUCAUAUGUUCUCAAGGUCCCCUCCUGUGUCCCCAAGGUCACCGGGGUCAAUUUAUGACUAUGUUGGCCCAAGAGAGACAGCAGAACCACAGAGUAUUUAUAGUUUAGAAAAAGCACCCCCACCAUUACCUGAUAAACAGGACACCAAUACAUUUAAAGAUGUUGGUGAUUACUUGACUGUUAGUUCUCCAAGUUCGUCAGUGUACAUGAACGAUGAUUCAACUCCAAAGACUGGGCCUAAGUUUUCGUUCAGUCAGGAUGGGCGCUUGCCAUCCAUUUCCCCCAAUGAUACUUAUAUUCCAAUGACACCCCAAGAAGUUCAUUCUACGUGA
Messenger RNA from Owenia fusiformis, 2250 nucleotides. The record is from the annotation of a GenBank genome assembly. NCBI's taxonomy places the organism in Eukaryota, Metazoa, Annelida, Polychaeta, Sabellida, Oweniidae.